Messenger RNA from Pungitius pungitius (ninespine stickleback), 10600 nucleotides. Its product is annotated as receptor tyrosine-protein kinase erbB-4-like. The transcript is spliced from 25 exons. Gene Ontology annotation, cellular component: basal plasma membrane; plasma membrane; signaling receptor complex. Gene Ontology annotation, molecular function: epidermal growth factor receptor binding; transmembrane receptor protein tyrosine kinase activity; ATP binding. Gene Ontology annotation, biological process: positive regulation of kinase activity; neurogenesis; cell surface receptor protein tyrosine kinase signaling pathway. The record is from RefSeq and is a predicted model, not a curated record. Bases 1 to 3717 code for a protein of 1238 amino acids. NCBI's taxonomy places the organism in Eukaryota, Metazoa, Chordata, Actinopteri, Perciformes, Gasterosteidae.
AUGACUGUGAAGCCUGGACAAGCAGUUCUCCCUUUGAUUGCGAAGGCCAUGCUGCGUUUCAGACGGGGCUUUGAUGUCGGAGGCGAUCACUGCUCGUCUCACAAGAGAAGAAGAGCAAAGAAGCAAAGAGUCGACUGGCAGCUCAGUCAAAAGUGCAAUCGCUCCUGUAACGGCCGCUGCUGGGGACCGAAAGGUGACCAGUGUCAGAGCUUGACGAAGACGGUUUGUGCCGAGCAGUGUGACAGCCGUUGCUUUGGUCCCUAUAUUAAUGACUGCUGCCAUCGCGAGUGUGCAGGUGGCUGCUAUGGACCCAAAGACACAGACUGCUUUGCUUGCACCAACUUCAAUGACAGCGGGGCAUGUGUGACCCAGUGCCCCCAGCCCUUUGUCUACAACCCCACCACCUUCCAACUGGAACAUAAUCCCAGAGCAAAGUACACCUAUGGGGCCUUCUGCGUCAAAAAGUGUCCUCAUAACUUCGUGGUGGACCAUAACUCCUGUGUGAGAGCCUGUCCUAGUAAUAAGAUGGAGGUGGAGGAGAAACGCAUUAAGAUGUGCAUUCCUUGUACUGACAUCUGCCCAAAAGCGUGUGAUGGCAUCGGCACCGCCAGCCUCCAGACAGCUCAGACCGUCGACUCCAGGAACAUCGACAAGUUUGUCAACUGCACCAAAAUCAACGGCAACCUGGUGUUUCUCAUCACCGGGAUCAAAGGGGAUGUGUAUCACAACAUUGAAGCUUUGGAUCCAGAAAAACUCAAUGUAUUUCGCAGCGUUCGGGAGAUCACAGGCUUCCUGAACAUCCAGUCUUGGCCCGACAACAUGACCGACCUGAGUGUUUUCUCCAACCUGGCAACUAUUGGGGGAAGAGCGCUAUAUAGUGGCAUCUCCCUCCUGGUGCUGAAGCAGCAGAGCAUCUCGUCCCUGCAGCUCCAGUCGCUGAGAGAGAUCAGUGCCGGGAACGUCCACAUUGCAGAGAACAGCCAGCUUUGCUACUACGACACUGUGAACUGGACGAGACUGUUCCGUGCUCCAAACCAGAAGGUUCUCGUCCGCAACAACCAGAGCCCACGCAAGUGCUCCAAGGAGCGCAUGGUGUGUGACCCGCUGUGUUCCGACACCGGGUGUUGGGGUCCAGGCCCCGACCAGUGCCUCUCCUGCAGAUACUUCAGCCGUGGACGGACCUGUGUGGAUACCUGCAAUCUUUAUGAAGGGGAUAUUCGAGAAUAUGCCAACGGAUCAGUGUGUGUGGAGUGUGAUGCGCAGUGUGAACAAGCUGACGACGACUCUUUGACCUGCAACGGUCCGGGCCCCGAGCGAUGUGUGAAAUGCGUCCAUUUCAAGGAUGGUCCUAACUGUGUUGAAAAGUGUCCCGAUGGCCUGCAAGGUGCCAACAGUUUCAUCUUCAAGUAUGCAGAGUCCAAUAACGAAUGCCAUCCCUGCCACGCCAACUGCACUCAGGGGUGCAUUGGACCAAGACUGCAAGACUGUAUUGGCUGGAUGGACAGAACCCCUCUGAUCGCAGCAGGAGUGAUCGGAGGCCUCUUCUUGCUGGUGAUCAUGGCGUUAAGCGUAGCAGUGUCUAUGCGCCGGAAGAACAUCAAGAAGAAAAGAGCCCUGCGUCGCUUCCUGGAGACCGAGCUGGUGGAACCUUUGACGCCGAGUGGAACUGCGCCCAAUCAAGCCCAGCUUCGGAUUCUGAAAGAGACAGAACUCAAAAGGGUCAAGAUUCUCGGGUCCGGGGCCUUCGGGACUGUUUACAAGGGUAUUUGGAUCCCUGAGGGUGAAUCCGUGAAGAUUCCUGUCGCUGUUAAAAUCCUAAACGAGGCCACUGGACCAAAGGCUAACGUUGAGUUCAUGGACGAGGCCCUGAUCAUGGCCAGCGUGGAACACCCUCACCUUGUCCGCCUGCUGGGUGUCUGCCUGAGUCCCACCAUCCAGCUGGUCACACAACUGAUGCCCCACGGGUGCCUGCUCGACUACGUCCUUGAGCACAAGGACAACAUCGGAUCCCAGCUGUUGCUUAAUUGGUGUGUCCAGAUUGCUAAGGGGAUGAUGUAUCUGGAGGAGCGGAGGCUGGUCCACAGGGACCUGGCAGCCCGAAAUGUCCUGGUCAAAUCUCCCAACCACAUCAAGAUCACUGACUUUGGUCUCGCUCGGCUGCUGGAUGUCAAUGAGAAGGAGUAUAAUGCUGAUGGAGGAAAGAUGCCAAUCAAAUGGAUGGCACUGGAGUGUAUCCAUUACAGGAAGUUUACUCAUCAGAGUGACGUUUGGAGUUACGGGGUAACCAUCUGGGAGGUGAUGACCUUUGGUGGGAAGCCGUACGAUGGGAUUUCCACCAGAGAUAUCCCGGACCUGCUCGAGAAAGGAGAACGCCUCCCUCAGCCUCCCAUUUGCACCAUUGACGUCUACAUGGUCAUGGUCAAAUGCUGGAUGAUCGAUGCAGAUAGUCGGCCCAAGUUCAAGGAGCUGGCUGCAGAGUUCACUCGGAUGGCUCGAGAUCCCCAAAGAUACUUGGUCAUCCAGGGUGACGACCACAUGAAGUUGCCCAGCCCCGACGACAGCAAGUUCUUCCAGAGCCUCCUGGAUGAGGAGGAGCUGGAGGACCUAAUGGAUGCUGAAGAGUACCUGGUGCCCCACUCCUUCAACAUUCCACCACUGGCAUACACUCCACGCACACACAUGGACUCCAACAAGAACCAGUACAGCUACCAGGACCACAGUUUCAACAUGGAAGAAAUGCUGGCCAACCUUCCCAGAGUGCUCUCUGUUCCACCUGUGCCUGGAGGUUGCCUCCCACCACAGGACCUGCCCUCAGGAUUUAGCCGUGGCAACCAGGAUGACCCUCGCUGCAAUGGAACCAUGAGGAAGCAGGCCUCGCCGAGGUCAAGUACCCUUGGACCUUGUUCAGCUCUCGCUCCAGGACCUGGUGGGAGUGAGGACAGUAGUGGACAGCGUUACAGUGCUGAUCCCACCGGUCUCUUAGCAGAGCGAGGAGUAAAAGGAGACAAGGACCAGGACGGCUACAUGACUGCCAUGAGAGACAAGAACAGCUCAGACUAUCUCAACCCGAUAGAGGAAAACCCCUUUGUCACACGUCGUAGGAAUGGCGAAGCCCACUCAGCGGUUGAUGGGGCGGGUUGCCACACCCUGCACAUGGCUGGAGCUGCCGCUGCCCCGAAGUCCAUUCACGGGGACGACGAGUAUAUCAACGAGCCCCUGUACCUGAAUACCUUCCUUAACCCCGGAGACAAGAAUGGAUUGGCUGGCGCAGUGUCCAUCCCUGGCCCGGGGUCCUCUGCUGCCCAGUCAGUAUCGCAGAAAGUAAUCCCAUCAACAUCAGGCCACACAGUGUCCUCUUCUGGAUACGUACUUCCCCCUGGCCUCCCUCACCCAUCGUAUCCAUCACAUACCAUGCAUUCGGGGCAUUCGGGACACGCUUUGCACCCAGGCGUCACCAGCAGCACAAUCAUGUUUGAUAAGAAGGGCAAGAAGGCUACGUUUGACAAUCCCGAAUACUGGCAGCACAGCCUGCCCCCAAAGUCCUCCCUGCACAACCCUGAGUACCUGCAGGACUGCAGCACGCGCUUUUUCUAUCGGCAGAAUGGACGCAUUCGCCCUGCUGUGGCCGAAAACCAGGAGUACUUGUCCGAGGCCGCUAUGAAAGCUGGCAAUGUGUUGCCACCCCCUCCAUACAGACAGAGGAACACUGUGGUGUAGAGACCAACCUGUAGCACAAUAGAAGCAAAGGGGUCACGAUGAAUGCGGGGUUCAACCGUCCUCUCCUUUCCGUGCAGUACAUCUCAAUCUGGGGUUCCCUUGGACCCUCCCUGUUAUGUCUGAUGGCAAGUCUUUCAGACUUACUCUAAGGUUUUGCCUUCUCUUGACCGGACUAUAAUAACAGUCACUGACAGCCUCACUUUAAAAAAGAACGUACUUUUUAGCACCAUAUUUAACCAUGGAACCAAGUCGUGAUUUCUCUUUGUCAAUGUUUUCUUCUGCAGCAUAUUGUCCUGCCAUGUUAAGUAUCAAAAUAUCACUAAAAAGACAGAAAUUAAAUAAAACUUUUUUUUUUCUUUAUCCCCAAAUCAGGAUUAUUACUAUUGCGUUACAUGGUUUUCUUUAUAAACCCAUCAAUUAGUCCUUUUAGCGUAUAAAUAAAUGUACCAUUGCAGUCUGCACAUUGCUAUUGCUUUAGUCAAAUUAAUGGUUACAUCAGGAAUCGGCAACAUUUAUUGCUAAAAUGUAUUGGACGUACAAAGAAUUUGACAUGGCGGUCGGUGUCGUGACUUAGCAGCAAACCCACAGCAGUCUUGCCGAAGAUCCCAGUUGUGGCUUGCAUGCUCUCCCACACACUUCUUUUACUUUUACAUGUUACUGCACUAGUAAUGUAAUUCAAACAUGCAUUACUCCCUUCUCAUAUAAUGAGACAAGCCUUCAGCCUUGAAACACCAAUAACCUCCAUGCGUUAGGUCAUGAGUAAAUACAGCAUGUAUGUCCACAGCAAUGGACAAGCUUGCUAGCACUCAAUUGACCUUGUGCUGGGAGAUUGUGAGUUUCGAUAAUGGCACUCAGUGUUCAGGGAAGGGGUCAACAGGAAAAUAAAUGUCACCGCAGUAUUAUGUAAAGCUGUGGUAUCAGCCAGUACCUCGGGGAACGCAUUGGGCUGGCUGGGGUUUGAUUUAAAAGGUUGAUCACACACAAGAUGAUCCUUUACGUCCCGUGUUGUUCCUGUUCCACUUUCAUUCACACAAAUCUGAUCCAAAGUGAAAGAAAAUAAUCCACUUCAAUGUUACCUUUAUACGAUCGUUUUAACCAGCAUUUUGAUUGACGUGAAAAAUGUUUUAAUAGAACUGGUACUUGUAGAUAUUUUAACCAACACUAAUCUCUCUCACGCAAACAGCACCGGACCUCCCUGCAGAGCAGUAAAUACGCAAAUUACAAUUACCAAACAGAUACAAUGGUGGAAAAAGGCUCUGUGAGCUGAGCUGUGACUGGAACAACAGACGAGGAGAAAAAUGUUUGCACCUCCCAUAUUAUUACAACGUGAAAAUAGAAAAUAAACUUUGACCAUGCACUUAUGACUGCAAGAACCAUCUCUUAAUAUAAAGGUGCAACAGGAGAGGCUGUCAAAACUGUCGAAGGAAGCCUCUUGACACAAUAUUAUAAAAUGGGGUAAUGGAUUUAAUACUUGCAUCUGACAUUGAUGUUGUUGAUGAGACAUUACAAGGUACCACUGGAUUAACUGAUGGCUAGCUUUCUGUACUCGUACAACACUGCCAGAUGCCACUGAAAGCUCGGAUGGAGAUCCCUAGCAUCUGUUAUCAAAGGACUGAAGCCUAAUUCAGGAUGGGUUUGAUAAGUAGCUCUUACAUAACCAAAAACCUUGCAGUUCUACAAACUCUAAGCAGCAUUUUGUCUUUUUAUUGUUUCAUCAUGUUGCCAUUUCAUUAAUUUACAAUGAGCUGCUCCGGCCUCAUCAGUUUCAAAAGGCAUUUUACAAAGCAUCCCUAAUCCAAACAAUAUAAUAAUAGUGAAAGGUUGGGUUUGGAGAUACAAAAAGAUAAGUCAGGGAUAGAAAUUUGUCAAUUUUUAAAUACCCUUUAUACGCAGUGAGUUAUCCCUUUGAUAGCUCUAAUUGAAUGACUACAGUAGGCCGAUUUACCGGAUUCUUGCAUCAACUUGAUGAAAUACCUUGAUAUUUAAAGUUGUUGUUAGAGUAUUUAAUCAUUGACUGAAUAAGCAUUCCAGCAAGUUAGCACUCCACCUAUAUAAAGUCUGGAUUCCUCUAAAAAGAGAAUGUUUGGGGACACGAAAGAGAUCAAUAUUUAAGGGCCAAAGAACCAGACUAACAGGCUCAUGUACGCUUUUGCGCCCACUUUAGGCGUAUUGCCUGUAAAGGUGCGCCUCCUCUUAAAAGAAGAUGUAAACCAGAAUGCGGGUUUCCUUGCAUAUGCCGAUGACGUUGCAUCUCCCACUCAGUGUUCACAUUCCACUUCAGCAUUUGUUAAACUCCUCCCUGUGCUACACUUAUUGGCACCAGGAUCAUUUCAAACAGUCAUCGCAUCAGCAGUGGGAGUAUCGCUGUCUGCACUCAGCCGAAUCAAAGCACAAGUACUUAACACUUCGUCAUACAUGCAUUUCCCCACCACUAAUGCCCAAAUAACGCAUCAACAUUGUUGUCACUGAAAAUCGUUUUCGCUGUUUUGACUUUGGCCCCCUCCACGAUAGAAAGAGAGAAGCAGGUCCAUUCAAUUCUGCAUUUAAAUACUUGAAAUGUGCGGUACAGUGGGCGGAGCAAGGCGCUGAUGACCCGAUGAGCAGGCUGAUAACACUACGUUUGCAAAUGUACGUACAUAGGCCCUAAGUCUCUACUGCGGGAAAAACUCUAAAAACACAAAGCCCAACAAUCCCCAUAAUGCACCUUAAUCACAAUCAAUGCAGCUGUUUUUUUUGUUGCUUUUUUUCUCGUCAACGCCACACCUUCAGUUUGUAGUGGAGGCUUUUUGUGAAAAUGUCAAGCCCCGGAAGCUAUCACCCCAAUAACAUAAUACCUGGGUUAUUUUCCCAGACUUUGAAAGGACCUUUCUAGAGCUUCAGAAGACUUUUUAUUCACAAGCUGAGUAGUGACGGUCAAAAUGAACUUCCUGGAGUAAAUUGCUGGAGUACCCAUUACCUCAAUUGAAAAUUGAAGGAGAAAAUGGACUUUAAUAUAAUUGACAUUACAGUGAUAAUAAUGUCAAAAUGCCAACUUUUUGUUUUUCUAAGUCAAUAUCUCUGAUAUUCUGAAUAAUAGGAGAUACUUUCAUGAAUUAGGAGACUGCCUGAUGCCUGUGCAUGUCUCACUGCUGAAAUACCAAUCCACUGUUACACAACCUUGUGUUCAGCCAAGCAGCGUUGAUGAUAUACUUUCUAAAACACAGUGUUUUCUCCCACUCUCAGGUUUUAUGAGGAACAAUAUUCAUCUAGUUGAGCUUCACCUGAUGAAGAAAUUCAAACCUAGAUUGAUUGGUGUCAUCACAGCAGACACACUGCUGAAAUGUGCAGCUCAACAGAAAUGUGAAUUCUAUAAGUGGGGGUGGCCUUCGUUUGAGUGUUAAGUAAUAUUGACAUUGCUUUGCUGCUAACUUACUUUUGCAACACUCGAUCUGUCCUGUUACUGUAUCUGAGAUCUUUAAAAAUAUCUUGAAUCUGGCUGAAUUGGAAAACACCCUUACAGUAGGUAUACUUGUCUUUGCUCGAAUGUGUGCCAGCGUCCAUUAUGGCCGCACGGUAGUGCAAUGACCGAAGUCACCCAAAGGCUUUGUAAUGGAUCUCUAUGGAAAAAUAAAGCCUAUCUUCUGAAGGAGAAAACCUGCUAGAGCUCUUAGCCGGUGAGCAUCGCAAGGGGCUCUUAGCCUUUGGAAUGCUAAUUGAUCCACUUUCCCUAUUUGAUCUGUGGGGAAAUCAUGUUACCCAACAUUUCACCCAGUGCACCAGCUGAGAAACCGUAAAUGAAAGGCAAUAGGUUGUAAUCUUGCAGGGGGGGGGCGGGAAACUAAGGUAUUAGCAUUCCAGAAAUGUUACCCGACCAAUGCAUCAAUGUUACAAAAGCUAACAGGGGAGAAGGUGCAAGUGCACUGUAACUGGCAGAUGAGACCAGAGUAGAUUGCCAUUCCUUCUUUCUCCUCAGAGGGGAUUUUAGAAUCACUAGAGCCCUUUUCCCAGCAACCAUUUUGAUUAAUAUAUAUAUAUAUAUAUAUAUAUAUAUAUUCAGUGUCACAGCCUUUCCAGUGAGCCAGUAUGCACACGUACUGCAUGCAAAUGGAACUGGGCCACAUUUAUUAUGAUUUCCACCUGUGUUUGCACUUAAAUGACAUAGUUGUUUUAAAAAUGACCUAUAUUUCACUAUCAAUACAGUACGUUUGCCCUUCAGAAGAACUAAAGUACAGACUAAAUCUGCACAUCAUUGCAAAACAUGACUUGACUAAAAUGAUUAAAGCAAAAGUUGCAUUGAGGUGAUCCUCGUCAACUUUAAGCGUCUGCAAGUUUUGUACCAAGCAUUGCCUUCAAACUGCCUACGACAUUUAAAUACCAUUUAUAAAUGGGUUGGAGUGGGAGAGGUUUCAUGAAUCCUGACUGAAGAGAAGGAUUUGAUAUUUCACAUCAACAUAUGGGAACAAGUGGCAAGUUGAACGAGUUUAAAAUUUAUGAUUUUCAAGUUUCUAUUUAUAACCCCUUGGAACAUAUUAAUGCUGCAAACAAGAUCGAACAAUGGACUUCAUUUAUUUUCUUAGUUAUUUAGACCAGUUCAUGUUGUUUGAUUUAUAUCUGAGAAGCAGAAACUACGAGCUUUAGUCGGCGAGGUGUUCCUUACCAGGAAGGUUAAAAACAGACUCAACUGUCCACAUUCGAUUGUGGGAUUUUGAGGACUCUAGAAGAUAAACCAGUUGUGUCCUCCAAAGCAAAGACAAACUUCAUGCUUAGUCCUAUUUUAGUGGGGCCUUUGAAUGGUACAAUCCCUUGAUGGACUUUUAAGAUGCAUCUGACCCAGAAAUGAGGACUAAGAAGGUCCAGCUCCUGAACUGGGACACAGAUGUUGCAUUUAUAGAUUGUGCUCUAUUUCAUGUUUGUAUGCUUUCAUUAUUCAUAACACGAACUUUUUCACAGCAUUGAUAAUAUCAAUAUACUUUCGGUCAAUACAUCAUCAAGCAAAUCACAUGUUUUUAAAGGACCGUAAUGCAGCAGACAAACACAAGUACUACCAUUGUAACAAUUAAACUUCACAAGAGUUAUGUGCACAUAUUUCACCUUGCCAUAAAAACUGGCGUAGGUGAUGGCGGUUGAGUAAGCACAGUUUACAAUAUAAUGAAUUGAUGGUAAAACUGUAACCAAAAGACAUAGAUGUUCAGAUAAUAGGUCAGUUUUACCAUUGUUAGAAGUGAAAAAAUGAAAUAAAGGUGAAAGUAUUUUUAUAGGUGGGUAAAGGGAGGCCAGGUACAUCUGUAAAUAAGAGAGAUGCUUCUUUUUCAAGCUGAGGAUAUUUUUUCUUUUUUUUUUCUUUUUGCAUCAUUGCAAUCUUAGUGCUCCACUGUAUGUUUAUACAUGUUUGAAGGGAAUAUCUUUGUCUGUCUCUGUAUGUAUAUAAAUAUGUAUAUAUUCAGCAAAUAUACAGUAAUAUAUAUAUAUCUAUGUAUGUAUAUAUAUAUAUAUAUAUAAAUAUAUAUAUACACAUACACACACAUAUAUAUAAAUGUAUAUAUAUAUAUUUUGUAAAUGUAAUUGGAAGAAUGAACUCUGAUUUGAAAAAGGCUUGCAGGGUCUCGUCACCCUGCUUCAUCAUUUUCCUUGUGAUUGUGUGCCUGUGUUCUGACCUCUGCUCUUGCUCACUUUGUAGGAGGGAUUUUUUUUAUUUUUUUCGGGUGUAUUAUACCUCCCCUUCUCUUUUCUCACAGUAUUAUCCAUCUCCUCUUGAGAUUUUUUGAAAGAUUUUGUACACUCUUAAAAUGCUGUUGCAAUACUAAUGAAUAUUCAAUAUUUCACCCCCCUUUUUGCGUAGAGCCUUUCUUAACCAAUGUUAUUAAUCCACCAGUGUCACUUUACACCAUGUGUUUUGAGGACCUAUACUAUAUUUCCUUGAGUAGUUUGAAUAGUUCCAUUUGCACUGAGCUCAGUCACUGUUUGAUAUUCAGCUCUUCAUCCAUUUGAGGCAAUACUCAUUGAAAGGAGUAGCAAUAUCACGUUACAGCCCCCAGAGGGAUUUAAUGGUGUUUGAGGGACAAAGUGCAAAUAGUUUUGCAUGGGCUGGAUUGAUCGUGUGAGUUACUGAUAUUUGCUUGUAAAGAGGUUUGUACAUUCUCUUGUUUUUUGUCACCUUACCUAAUAUCUGUUCUGAGGAUUGACACCAAAAUGAUCUUUGUGUCCUCAUCAAGCAGUUCGUCACGAUACAGAUGCUGAUUUACUGAGGCGGCAUGGUUUGUUAAAUUUAUGAUUUAAACCUAUCAGGGUUUUAAAGAUUCUUAAUUUGAAUAUUAAAAUUGAUAUAUCAAUUGUAGAAGACUCAUGCCUAACCUGCUUUAAAAAAAUGAACGACUUUACUGAAAACUACAAUUUUGUUCUCAAUAGUUAAGAUUUUAACCAGCAACAACUUUGGAUCGUUUUUUGUCAUCAUUUUUGUAUAUGACUUUUCAGCAACAGAAUACUAUGAACCCAAUGUACAUUUACCAUUGGACAGUUUAUGGUUAUUUGCACAGAUCAUUUCGGCACCAAUCCCGUUAUUUACAAUAUGCAUCAUUUCCACAUUCAUAAAGUGGACAGUUUGGCAAGCUUCUCAAAAGUCAGUGCAUUUGUUUUAAAGUACAUUAAAAUUUGUUGGAAACAAUAUUCUAACAUGAAAAUGUAUAGUAAAUUAUCAUUGCGUUGUAUAAGAAUGACUGAGAAAAAAGUUUUAUAGACCAUACCUCGUCACGUAUUACCAUUUUUUAAAUAUUGUGUUAGCUGGUUAAUUGAUACAUUUCCCAAGCAAGAACAUUUAAAUACGUAUUCCCUCUGUUUUGUUACAUGAAUCUGUCAAAACUAUAUUUUUAAUUCAAAAUGAAUAAAGAUCAGUCAAUAUUUAAAGUUG